CCCAGCUGGAUGCCGCCCUCCAGCCUUUCCGGACUGAAGACAGGAUGGAUGUGUCCACAGCUCCCAAGCAAGCCUGGCCCCCAUGGCGCCCCCUCCUGUUCCUGCUCCUUCUGCCAGCAGGGGGCUGUGGCAGCUGCCCCUCCGUGUGUGACUGUGCCUCCCAGCCCCGGGCUGUGCUCUGUGCCCACAGGCGACUGGAGGCAGUCCCCGGGGGCUUCCCGCUGGACACGGAGCUGCUGGACCUGAGUGGGAAUCGCCUGUGGGGGCUUCAGCAGGGGAUGCUCUCCCGCCUGGGCCUACUGCGGGAACUGGACCUCAGCUACAACCAGCUCUCCACCCUCGAGCCCGGGGCCUUCCGGGGCCUACAAAGCCUACUCACGCUGAGGCUGCAGGGCAAUCGGCUCCGAAUCGUGGGGCCGGGGGUCUUCUCAGGCCUGUCUGCCCUCACCCUGCUGGACCUCCGCCUCAACCAGAUCGUCCUCUUCCUGGAUGGAGCUUUUGGGGAGCUAGGCAGCCUCCAGCAGCUGGAGGUCGGGGACAACCACCUGGUGUUUGUGGCCCCGGGGGCCUUUGCAGGGCUGGCCAGGCUGGGCACCCUGACCCUGGAACGCUGCAACCUCAGUACAGUGCCUGGCCUGGCCCUUGCCCGUCUCCCGCGGCUAGUGGCCCUGAGGCUUCGGGAACUGGACAUCGGGAGGCUGCCAGUGGGGGUGCUCCGGGGGCUGGGCCAGCUGAAGGAGCUGGAGAUCCACCACUGGCCGUCCCUGGAGGCUCUGGAGCCUGGGAGUCUGAUGGGGCUGAACCUCACCCACUUGGCCAUCACCCGCUGCAACCUGAGCUUGGUACCCUUUCAAGCGCUGCACCACCUGAGCUUCCUCAGGGUCCUGGAUCUGUCUCAGAACCCCAUCUCGGCCAUCCCAGCCCGCAGGCUCAGCCCCCUGGUGCGGCUCCAGGAGCUCCGGCUGUCGGGGGCGUGCCUCACCUCCAUCGCCGCUCACGCCUUCCACGGCUUGACAGCCUUCCACCUCCUGGACGUGGAGGAUAAUGCCCUUCAGACACUCGAAGAAACAGCCUUCCCUUCUCCAGACAACCUGGUCACCCUGCGGCUGUCUGGCAACCCCCUGACCUGUGACUGUCGCCUCCUCUGGCUGCUGCGCCGGCGCCGCCGCCUGGACUUCGGCAGGGCCCCGCCUGCCUGUGCCGGCCCUCAGCACGUCCAGGGGAAGAGCCUGCGUGAGUUCUCAGACAUCCUACCUCCGGGACACUUCACCUGCAAACCCGCCCUGAUCCGGAAGUCCGGGCCCCGAUGGGUCAUUGCGGAGGAGGGGGCGCAGGCCGUUUUCUCCUGCUCCGGAGACGGAGACCCGGCCCCCACUGUCGCCUGGAGGAGGCCUCAGGGGGCUUGGCUGGGAAGGGCUGGGAGGGUAAGGGUCCUAGAGGACGGGACCCUGGCGAUCCGUUCAGUGCAGCUGCGGGACAGAGGGGCCUACGUGUGCGUGGUCAGCAACGUGGCUGGUAAUGACUCCCUGAGGACCUGGCUGGAGGUAAUCCAGGUUGAACCACCAAAUGGCACUCUCUCCAACCCCAACGUCACCAUGCCAGGGGUCCCGGCGCUUUUCUUUCUGGAUAGCAGAGGUGUGGCUGUGGUGCUGGCCGUAGGCUUCCUCCCAUUCCUUAUCUCAGUGACUCUCUGCUUCGGCCUCAUCGCCCUCUGGAGCAAGGGCAAGGGCCGGGUCAAACACCACGUGACCUUUGACUUUGUGGCACCCCGGCCCUCUGGGGAUAAGAACCCUGGAGGUAACCGGGUCACUGCCAAGCUCUUCUGACCUUUCCUUCCACACUGGGGGCCCGGUCAAGACAGAACCAAGGCUACUUGGACUAGAACUUAGUCCCAAGCAACACAGAUCUCCAUCACCUCCCGCCUGCACUGUGCCAGCAAGUAACGGUGACUCCUGGUGGAGUACUGGGACAAUAUUGUCAUCUCUUCCCCGAGAGCUCCAGGUUGCUGAAGAUAUCAUAGACCCUGUCAUCAGCCCAGCCCUCCGCAUCCAUUGCCCACCUCUACACCACACACAUACACACACACAGAGAGAAAACAUAACCGAGGCACCCAGGCUCUAGUCUGCUGGUCUAACCACGAGGCUUCUUCACACCCUUACGGCCUUUAAUAACUACUAACAGUUGCCAACUACUGUUACAAGGUUACUUCAGAGGGACCGCUACUUACUGGCUUCUUUGAGUCUCUGCUCUUCCCUCCACCAGACUGACUCCCCGUCUUUUCUGCCCCAGGUACUAGGAACUAGAGCCCAGAUCCCUAAGAGUAAGCAGAGGAUGGGCGUGCGGGGUGGGGAGGACA
Messenger RNA from Trichechus manatus latirostris (Florida manatee), 2356 nucleotides. It is a transcript of the gene LINGO4, whose product is annotated as leucine rich repeat and Ig domain containing 4. Lineage: Eukaryota; Metazoa; Chordata; Mammalia; Sirenia; Trichechidae. The transcript is spliced from 2 exons. Gene Ontology annotation, molecular function: protein binding. The record is from RefSeq and is a predicted model, not a curated record. The coding region runs from base 45 to 1826 and encodes 593 amino acids. Gene Ontology annotation, cellular component: extracellular matrix.